AUGUUGAAAGUCGUUGGUGCAUCGUGGCAAAAAACGCGGAUAGGGACCUACAUCCUCAUCGGUGCUGGUCUCUUGGUCAUCGGAGCCUUCUUCAUCGGGUACAUGGAGCGGCCGGAGUACGAUGGCACCUACUGUGCCACCGCUCUGUGGACCAAGCAGGUCGGCUUCCAGAUUGAAAACUGGAAGCAGCAGAACGACCUGGUCAACAUUCCCACGGGUGUGGGCAGGAUUUGCUACAAGGACUCGGUUUAUGAGAAUGGAUGGGCCCAAAUUGAGGUGGAGACGCAACGAACCUACCCGGAUUGGGUGCAGGCCUAUGCAGCUGGAAUGCUCGAAGGUUCGCUGACCUGGAGGAACAUCUACAAUCAGUGGUCCAACACAAUUUCCUCUUCCUGCGAGCGGGAUGAGAGCACCCAGAAGUUCUGCGGUUGGCUGCGGAACCUCUUGACCGACAACUACCAUCGCUUGAAGAGGCAGACUGAUAAGGCUGAAAACGAUCACUACUGGCAUCAAUUGCAUUUGUUCAUCACUCAGUUGGAGGGACUGGAGACGGGCUACAAGCGCGGAGCAUCACGGGCUCGUUCCGAUUUGGAGGAGGAGAUACCAUUUUCCGAUUUCCUGCUUAUGAACGCCGCCGCCGAUAUCCAGGAUCUGAAGAUCUACUACGAGAACUAUGUGCUGCCCAAUAAUACGGAACACUCGGAGGAGUCGGUUACGGAUCAGCCCAAGAACUUCUUCCUGCCGAGUGCCUCCAUGCUGACGAAGAUUGUCCAGCAGGAGGAGUCGCCACAGGCGCUUCAACUGCUCUUCGGUCACAGUACGGCAGGAAGCUACUCGUCGAUGUUGAGGAUCCAGAAGCGCUACAAGUUCCACUACCACUUCUCGCCCAAGCUAAGGAGCAACACGGUGCCCGGAGUGGAUAUUACCUUCACGGGCUAUCCUGGCAUCCUGGGAUCCACCGAUGAUUUCUACACCAUCAAGGGUCGUCAUCUACAUGCCAUUGUGGGAGGUGUUGGCAUCAAGAACGAGAACCUACAACUGUGGAAGGCUGUGGAUCCCAAGAAGAUGGUGCCCCUGGUGGCUCGUGUCAUGGCUGCCAAUCGGAUAUCCCAGAGUCGACAGACCUGGGCCAGUGCCAUGACCAGGCACCCAUUCACCGGAGCCAAGCAGUGGAUCACCGUGGAUCUGAACAAGAUGAAGGUGCAGGACAAUCUGUACAAUGUCCUCGAGGGCGAUGACAAGCAUGACGAUGCUGCGGUGACGGUGAACGAGAAGGAUAGAACGGCCAUCCAACAGCGUCACGAUCAGCUGAAGGACAUGGUGUGGAUCUCGGAGCAGCUGCCUGGACUGAUGACCCAGAAGGAUGUGACCCAGGAGUUCCUGGUGGCCGGCAACUCAUCGUGGCUGGCCAACGGAGUGCCGUACUUCAAGAAGGUCCUGGAGCUGAGCGGCGUGAACUACAGCGAGGAUCAACAGCUGUCGGUGGCCGAUGAGGAGGAGCUGACUAGUUUGGCGGCGGUGGACAAGUAUCUGCGUGCCCAUGGCUUCCGCGGGGAUCUGCUGGGCAGCCAGGAGUCGAUUGCCUAUGGCAACAUAGAUCUGAAAUUGUUCUCCUACAAUGCCCGUCUGGGAAUUACCGAUUUCCAUGCCUUUGCGGGUCCAGUCUUCCUGCGAUUCCAACACGUCCAGCCCAGGGCUCUGGAGGAUGAGACGGGGCAGAAUGGUGAUGGCACUGGUGGUGCUCCACACGCCUCCUCCAUGGGAGAUGAACGACUCAGCGUGAGCAUCGAGGACGCAGAUAGUCGCCUAGCGGAAAUGGAACUCAUUACGGAACGGCGACCGGUGCGGAACGAUAUGAGGGCCAUUGCCAUGCGAAAGAUUGGCAGUGGACCCUUCAAGUGGUCCAAAAUGAGUCCCGUGGAGGAGGGCGGCGGCCACGAGGGACAUCCGGAUGAGUGGAACUUUGACAAGGUCUCCCCCAAGUGGGCGUGGUAGAUCGACGGAGCGGGGGGAACCCAAUCGAAUUUGUGAACCCACCUCCCUUGAUUUGAAAACUGGAGAGCAAUAAUUGUCCUAGAUUCAGUAGAUAGUGUCUCGUCUUGUCUCGUAACAUUUGUGUGUUCCUAGUUGGUUCCAUAUCUUACGUCCAUAGUCUUUUAGUAUGUAUUGUACUUAUGUGUCCAAUCAAUUGUUGUCUUCCAGUUCAACAUUUUAUUUUCCGUAGGCCUCUUGUAAAUUAGCAACCAAAUUGUAAACCUAUUUUUUAGCAGCAAAUUUUUGUACUUUAGUAACUUUAUAAAAGAGAAAUAAAGAAAACAAACAAAACUACACAA
Drosophila biarmipes is the source of this 2333-nucleotide messenger RNA. It is a transcript of the gene lama, whose product is annotated as putative phospholipase B-like lamina ancestor. NCBI's taxonomy places the organism in Eukaryota, Metazoa, Arthropoda, Insecta, Diptera, Drosophilidae. Gene Ontology annotation, biological process: phospholipid catabolic process. Gene Ontology annotation, cellular component: extracellular region. The record is from RefSeq and is a predicted model, not a curated record. Gene Ontology annotation, molecular function: glycerophospholipase activity. The coding region runs from base 1 to 1995 and encodes 664 amino acids. The transcript is spliced from 3 exons.